This is a messenger RNA of Neofelis nebulosa (Clouded leopard), 4510 nucleotides long. Its product is annotated as zinc finger protein 548-like. The transcript is spliced from 3 exons. Gene Ontology annotation, biological process: negative regulation of transcription by RNA polymerase II. The record is from RefSeq and is a predicted model, not a curated record. Bases 2866 to 4341 code for a protein of 491 amino acids. Gene Ontology annotation, molecular function: DNA-binding transcription repressor activity, RNA polymerase II-specific; RNA polymerase II cis-regulatory region sequence-specific DNA binding. Lineage: Eukaryota; Metazoa; Chordata; Mammalia; Carnivora; Felidae.
UCGUUUUAGUUGCUCUCGGUUUCACGGGUUCAGGGCUUCUCAGGUGCUUGGUUGGCGCAGAGGUGACGGAGUGGGAGGGCGCGGAGAGAGUCGCUGUCCUCAUCGCUGAGGCGGCUGCGAGGCGCCCUCGCCCCCGCCCGGUCGCCCGCCGCGUCCCGCCCCGCUCUUCCCACUGGUCGGAGGCGGAGGCCGCGCCGGUGAAGCCGGCGCAGGGUCCCAUGGCGGUGGCAGAAAUGCUUAUGGACCCCGUGCAGGUGAGUGGAGGGUGUCGCACCUUUCAGCCAUCCCGAUUGUCACCCAGGUAGUUUUGGCAUGCUGUGUAUAUGCCCUCAGGGAGUGGCAGUGUCCUGUCACAGGAGCCUUCUCCUGUCCUCACUCUCUUGAGCCUGAGGACCAUGUGCUUCCCUCAGGCCCGGGAUCCUACAUUUGGUAUUAGAUUGUAUGUGGAGGGGUUCCCGUUUCUAACAAGCGAUGCGGUAAGACGUGGCAGGGAAUCCUGGCUGCAGGAUUCAGAAUGUUCACUUGCCUGUAGGUGCGACUUAGCUGGGAUGUUGGGGAAACUACAGGUCUCUCAUACCUGGUAAGAAUGGGAAGCCAGGUUGGGGGUAGGUAGGUGCACGGGUACCAGACCUUCAGUGACAGCUGGGGUUUGGGGUCUCCAAUCUGAGGUUGGUGGGAAGCAGGGAAGGUUCGAAACAGAAGAGGAAGGUGGUGUGACCCCAAUUUUAACAGGCUCCCUUUGCGGAGUGGAAAACACAGGGGGGAGGGGGUGUGGGUGAAGGUAGGGAGGCCCGGGCGACAGUGUGGGUGAGUGUUGUGGCCGCAUGGGAGCGGUGGCUGUGGAAGUAGAGGAGUCGCUGGUUUCUGGGUGUAUUUUGAAUCAUGGCUGCUCAUAUUUUGUGACGGAGAGACUCAGGGAGAUGAGGAGGUGGGAUAGAGGGAAGGGUUGGGGUGUCCCGGGUUUUUGGCCUUGUUUGCAAGGAUGGGUGCUUCAACUAAAAUGGAGGAAGUCAGCUGUACGAGGACUUUCCAGGUGGAAUGUGAAGACUCCAUUUUCCUCUAGUCUCAGACAUUCCAGGGGCCCCAAGGGGAGGGGUCACGUGGGCACUUUGACACGGAGGUCUGGAGCUCUGGGGAUAGAUUCAGGUUGGAGGCAGCCGCGGUGUGGGGGCUGGGUGUGGGCUCGGAGGAGCUCUGGACCAGCUCCGGGAGGUAGCAUCGCUAGGUCGUGGGGGCGAUGCCAUUAGGGGAGCAGGGAUGGGACAAAAGGUGUGGCCUGAGUACGGGGUUCCUUGAUUGGGCACCUGGGUGGGGUUCCAGGCCCCCUAAAGCUGAGGAAUCCGAGUGUCUGUGUGUGAGUGUGUGUGAGAGACAGAACAGAGAGGGAGAGAUGGUGGGGUAGGAGCGAGAAAGUCUUCUGAGACCGGCGUGCACAUGAGCCAGAUGUUAGGGGGGUGGUGGAUCAGCUUGAAGAGCUGCCAGACCUAACGUGGAUGGGUGUGUGGGUGCGACAUGAGUGUCCCUGGCCUUCAAAGGAGACGGGGAGGUUCUGACUGCUUACGGGACAGUUGGUUAUGGGGCGGUGGGUGGAAUAGAGAAGGUGCAGGGGCUGAAGGUAUGUGAGGUCCUCACGUGGGCAGGGUGGCUGAGGAUGAAGCAAGAAGCAGGGCCUGGCAGGGGGACCGUUAAAGCAAGGCUGGAGGCUGGCCUGGCGCUGGGGGACCUGGGGACUCCCUGUGUUCAGGGGCAGAACUGGGCCUGAAUUGGAUCCUGGAUGCAUCUCCAUGCACUGCCUGGGUUCCAUGUGCAGAAUGGCCUCUGGGGAAGUGAAGGAAAUGCCAGCGUGGGCCCGGGGUGUCUGGGGGGUGUCUGUGGAGGGGUCAGCGUCGGGAGGGAGAGGAGUCCCAGGAGCGAUAUGCAGGUAAAGAGGAGUGUGGAUAGCUCCAGGUGCUUAAGGGAAAGGGACGAGUCCGAGUUCACUGGAGAGUCAGACCCGGGGAACCCCAGGGAAACUGGCCAGCGGGAGAUGGGGAGAGGCCCACAUCGCUCAGCCCACAGGCUACGUGGGGUCUUCCUCCCUUCAUGCUGUGCUCUGAACACAGCGAUCAGUGGUAACGAGAGCAGGCGCCAGUGCCACCAGCAGUUGGUGAGUCUUCGAUGUUGGGAAGUCAGGGAGGAGGGUGAGCAGGGAUGGCUGUGUGUGGGGGAGGACCGAAGGUCCAGGGGAGAGAAGCGUAUCAGGAAUGGCACUCACAGGAUUUCAGUUCACGGAAGCGGGCGAGCAAUGAUGUGGAGACCGAUGACGCUGAAAGGUUUUUUAUUUUAUUUGUCGAGGAGGUGGGAGCACGCCGUGUAACACAGGGCCACACGGGAGCAUCAGAUUUGGUUAGGAGGCAUAACCACCAGCAAAGGGAAUCAUUUUAGCAGAGUUUAUUUGACUUUGUGGGAGAAAUGCAGGAAGGGUAGGGCGAACAGCUUAGGGAUGGCUAUUCUGUAUAAUUUUAGUGUAUCUGGGGUAGAAGAGAUGGCCCUGGUUGUCUGGUACCUGGCCCUGGUUGAUUUAGGGUGGGGGGCGGGGGUGGUGUUGACUUGUGUGAGUCAGUGAAGGAGGUGGCUCAGAGUGUGGGCUCUGGGUAUCAGAGGAGAUCCAAACAGAUUUGACCGUCAGUUUAGCCCUGUAGUUAGUGGAUGGCCAAUAGAUAAAUGCAGAAUUCUCAGGACACAGUCAACAUAAGAAGCUGUUCAUGAGCCAAACCGAUCCAAUUCUGGCAGAGCCGCGUGGUCUUUGAGGACGUGGCCAUACACUUCUCCCAGGAAGAGUGGGGCCUCCUUGAUGGAGCUCAGAGACUCCUGUACCGUGCUGUGAUGAUGGAGAACUUGGCGCUUCUGUCCUCCCUAGGUUGUUGGCAUGGAGCACAGGACGAGGAGGCAUCACCGGUCAGGACUCCAAAGCCAGACUCUUCCGUCCAGGAGGCCCAGUGUGAGAAAGACAUGUUGCCCUCGGCUGAGCAGGAUGGAAUGUACUCUGAUCAGGAACUAUAUAUUUGUGAGGCAAACCGAAAGGAAUGGAUUGAAGACCAGUUUUCUAGAAGGGAGGAGGGGAGGCCUUCCUCUGCAAUGAACGACAGUGUUCACGUGGCAGAGAGUAGCUGCACGUGCUGCAAAGACGGAAAGGACUUUCCGGCCGGCACAGGCCUGCCCCAGCACCUGACCCCUCGCAGUGCAUUGAAACCACACAGGGACCCCGAGUGCGGGGAGGCCUUUGAAAGCGGACAGAGUGAUUACAAGUGCAUUCAGUGUGGGAAGGCCUUCAGGCAAAAACAGGUACUUGGUGAGCACCAGAAAAUCCACACUGGAGUAAGACCUUACGAGUGCAGCAAAUGUGGGAUGGCCUUCAUUAGAAAGUUCCACCUUGUUCAGCACCAGAAAAUCCACACUGGAGAAAGGCCUUUUAAGUGCAGUGAAUGUGGGAAAUUCUUUCGGUACAACUCCACACUCGUUAGUCACCAGAGAGUUCACACUGGAUUAAGCCCUUAUGAAUGUAGCAAAUGUGGGGAAUUCUUUAAGUACAAUGCCAACUUCAUGAAACAUCAGAAACUUCACAAUGGAGAAAGGCCUUAUGAAUGUAGAGAAUGUGGGAAAUUCUUUAGGUACAACUAUAGGCUCAUACGACACGAGAGGGUUCAUACUGGAGAAAGGCCUUAUGAAUGCAGCGAAUGUGGGAAAUUUUUCAGGUACAGCUCCACAUUCAUUAGGCAUCAGAGAGUUCACACUGCAGAAAAGCCUUAUGAGUGCAAUGAAUGUGGCAAGUUCUUUAGGUACAAUUCCACACUCAUCAAACAUCAGAGGGUUCACACUGGAGAAAGGCCUUAUGAGUGCAGGGAAUGUGGGAAAUUCUUUAGGUACACCUCUACGCUCAUUAGACAUCAAAGAGUUCACACUGGAGAAAGGCCUUAUGAGUGCAGCGAGUGCGGGAAAUCCUUUAGGUAUCACUGCAGACUCAUUAGACAUAAGAGGGUUCACACUGGAGAAAGGCCUUAUGAGUGCAGCGUGUGUGGGAAGUUUUUUCGGUACAACUCCAACCUUAUUAAACACUGGAGAAAUCACACUGGAGAGAGGCCUUAUGAGUGCAGCGAAUGCGGGAAAGCCUUUAGCCACAAGCAUAUACUUGUUGAGCAUCAGAAAAUCCACACUGGAGAAAGGCCGUAUGAGUGUGGCAAAUGUCAGAAGGCCUUCAUUAGAAAGUCCCAUCUCGUUCAUCACCAGAAAAUCCACAAUGAAGACAGAUCUAUGAGCACCAUAAAUGUGGAGAAGGCUUUAGCUACAACUCCAACCCAUUAGCGGAGAAUUACACUCGUAAAGCAACUUGUAAAUGUAAAUGCAGAGAAUAUGGUGAAUCUUUUAGGUACCACUUUAAACUCGUUACCCUGGAGAAGCACCUUAGAAGUACAGUAAAACCUUGGUUUGAGAGUAUAAUUCCUUCCAGAAACAUGCUUGCAACCCGGAGCAC